UUCACUGCAGAAGGCAGGGCAGGUUAAAGUAGGAAGAAGCUAGAGGCCAGUCUUUCUCAAAGCAAGGACACCGCUUUCCAGGCUUAGCUGAAAUGAUUAAAGUACUUCUUAUUUCUACAGUUUUGCUCCUUUCUCAACACCGAGUAAGCUCUUCACUACCACAAUACCUCUAGCACGUACUUCACUACUGCACAGUCAGACUACAACAUAUCCACGUACGCAAGGGGAGAUGGAAAAAGGCCAUUUGGGUCAUCUAAGAUGUCUCUCCUGCCACCUCCAUCAUGGACACGGACUGCACGAAGGCAAUUACCAGGGGUGAAGGACUACGAAGUGGUAUACCCACAAAAACUACACCGAUUACAUAAAAGAGAUGUAGCAGGAAACCAAAAUCCCAACCACGGGGCAAAAUAUGACGACAGGAUGCAAUACGAAAUUAAAGUCAACGGCGAGAAAGUGAUACUUCAUCUAGAAAAAAAUAAGGAUCUAUUUGCCAAGGACUACUCUGAAACUCAUUACUCAGAUGAGGGUCGAGAAGUGACAACAAGCCCUCAGAUCAAGGACCACUGUUUUUACGACGGUCACAUCCAAAACGAUAAUGACUCAGAAGCAAGCAUCAGCGCCUGCAGUGGUUUGAAAGGAUAUUUCAAGAGCCAGGGUCAAAGAUACCUUAUCCAACCCCUGAAGCUCACAGACAGCGAGGAACAUGCAGUCUUUAAAUAUGAAAGCCUGGAAGAUGCUGAAGGCCCAAAAACUUGCGGCGUAACCAACACUACCUGGGAAUCAGAAGAUCCUAUCAAAAAGUCCUCUAGAUCAAGCACCAGUCUGGAAAAACAGGAAUACCUGAAAGCGAAGAAGUAUGUCGAAGUCUACAUAGUUGUAGACAAUGCUGCGUAUAGGAAGUACAACCGCAACAUGACGAGUAUAAGAACACGGGUAUUUGAAAUAAUCAAUUACAUCAACAUGGUUUAUAAAGCCAUAAACAUUUACGUGGCUUUGAUUGGCCUAGAAAUCUGGUCGGCUGGGGAUCCGUUCACUGUGGAUUCUUCAGCAGGCACCACCUUGGACAAAUUCUCAGCAUGGCGUCAAUCGGACCUGCUGAAACGGAAGAAUAAUGACAACGCUCAGUUACUCACAGCGAUUGAUUUUGAUGGGCCAACGGUCGGAUUGGCCUUUGUGGGAACCAUGUGCAGUUCUACUCAUUCCUCAGGCAUUGUUCAGGACCAUAACAGCAAUCCAAUUUCAAUUGGAGCCACCAUGGCACACGAGAUGGGGCAUAAUUUUGGCAUGAAUCACGACACUAGCUUCUGCAAAUGCAAUUCUGGAUCUUGUAUCAUGGCAGCACAACUCAGCUAUAACAUCCCCAAGGAUUUUACUGCAUGCAGCCUCCAGGAUUUUCAGAAAUACCUAUUGAACCGAACACCAAUGUGCAUCACCAAUAUGCCUGCACUGAAAGACAUAGUAGCAACCCCGGUUUGUGGGAACAACUUUGUAGAGAAAGGAGAAGAGUGUGACUGUGGAACUCCAGAGGAAUGCACAAAUAUCUGCUGUGAAGCUGCGACAUGCAAGCUGAAGCCGAAUGCUAAAUGUGGAUUUGGAGAGUGCUGUGAAAACUGCCAAAUUAAAAAAGCAGGGACUCUUUGCCGACCGAUAAAGCACGACUGUGACCUGCCCGAGCUGUGUACUGGCCAGUCCCACCAGUGCCCAGUGGAUCGAUUCAGAGUCAAUGGAUACCCUUGCAGAGAUGGCCAGGGUUACUGUUACAUGGGGAAAUGCCCCACCCUGCAGAGCCAAUGCAUUGCUCUUUGGGGAUCAGCUGCUACAGUAGCUGUAGACUCUUGUUAUAAGACUAACAGGAAUGGAGUUUAUUAUGGACACUGCAAAAAGGCAAAUGGCACAUUCAUCCCCUGUGCAAAAAAAGAUAUACAGUGUGGGAAGUUAUUCUGUACUGGUGGUUCACAAGUGCCUACAGCUGGAAACCUACUAUCUUUCGACUCAUGCAAAAGCAGUUUUCCUAAUGACAAUAAUGAAGACACAGGCAUGGUCGCUGCUGGAACUAAAUGUGGUGAUGGAAUGGUGUGCAGCAAGAGACAAUGUGUUGAUAUCGAGAGAGCCUACAAGUCAACCAACUGUUCCGCCAAGUGCAAUGGACAUGCUGUGUGUGACCAUGAACUGCAAUGCCAGUGUGAAGAAGGAUGGGCACCGCCCAGCUGCGAUAGUGCCACAACAGUUCAGUAUUUCGCCAUCAUUGCCGGUGUGCUAGCUGCCCUUGCCAUCAUUGCGAUAGUCGCUGCUUUAAUCAUCCGCUACCGAAAUGCUAAGAAGAAGCAAGCUCAGAGUGGCCAGAGCAAAGGUGUAUCUGGAGAGACAAACCAAGGCUUCUCAGGGAAAGUACAGAACAGAAGACCGAACGCUGCACCCGGGGUACCUGUCCAGGAGGUCCACAACACAAGAUUCCUCCUUCCCACUCCUCCACACCAGGCAAACAAGCCACAAGCCUACGUUAAUAUCCCAGAGGAGAGAUCCAAUGGCAGGCCAGCCAUCCACCAAAAUACAAAAAUGCCUAUCGUAAAGCCAACCAUUCCACCACCUCCAGUUCCUACUGCCAAACCAGCCUUUACUCCUGUCAUGGGCAAUUCUGUAGCACAGACAAAGUCCACUCCUUCACCAGUCCCAAAGGGCAAACCUGCACCCCCACCACAGGCUUUAAAACCACCAGUCAAACCCAGAGUAUGAAGCUACUGAAGAAGAAUUGAUCAAGAUUCCUGACAUUCUGAGGGACAGUUUCCAUCUCCGUUCACCUUGUGGUUCCUGCCUUUGCCAAAGAAAUUAUGAUCGUCCCACUAACUUUCUUUUUUAAAUGGACUGGCAAUUUCUUUGAAAGAAAAUGUGUUUUUCAAAUAAUGUUGUAGUCCUUGGAUAAUGACAUCAGCCUGCCAUUCCUGGCUUUCCAGAGGAAAAGCCAGGGGAAUAGCAAACUGAACUGAGGGGGACCAUAUGUGAGUUAUUAAACCAGCUCAGUAUAUGUUUUAGGUUGGAAUUAAAAUAAACAUCCUAACUGUCAGGGUGGUUAAGCACUGGAAUAAACUGCCUAGGGAGGUUGUGGAAUUUCCAUCAUCGGAGAUUUUUAAGAACAAGUUAGACAAACACAUCAGGGAUGGUCUAGAUAAUACUUAGUCCUGCCAUGAGUGCAGGAGACUGGAUUAGAUGACCUCUCGAGGUCUCUUCCAGUCCUAUGAUUCUAGAGUCUAAGAUUUGGGAAAGUCUGGUGCGCUGGAUUCUGUCUGUAAAUUGCAAACUACAUGUAAAGUUGAAGGACCAUCAAAGUAGCUGGAUCAAUGGCCCAACAUUGCCUUCAGUGGUGAAUACCUGACGCUUCAAAAGGAUGUGCAAAGCUGUCAAGGGUAGAACAAAAUUCCUUCCUGACCCUUGGAGGAAGUCCCCUUUUAACAUUGAAGCAUGAGGCUGGAUUACCCUCCUGUUCGUCAGUUUAUUAGCUCUUGCACUGACUGGCAACGCUUGAGAUCUGAGAAGUAUUUUGGUUCUGAAAAGAUCCUUUGGGAUUAUAGUACCCCUUUAUUCUCUACCACUGUAAAGGCCCCACAGUGAGCUAUUUUGAGCUGGGAAGAUUGGAGACAUGGUCAGAGACUGUAUUACAGUCAACCAGCUAGCUGCUUGGAUCACAAUGCUCCUGAAAAGCAUGCUCUGCCAGCCUGACAUGGAACUUCAGAUGCCAUAAUUGAACUCCAGGGACAAUGGAAAAAAUCCCUUAAUAAUUGGUUUUAUUCACCACUUAGUUCCAGAAUUAUCUCCUCUUCCCCCUUCCCACCCUGCCACAUUCCAGCAGAGAAACACUGGUAUUUUCUUAAUUGUAGGAUUACUCUUUGCACUCUGCUGUAUUAUUGUAAGUUUGCUAAUGAGUACUAGGCUGGGCACAUUGAUUUAUUAUUGUAAGACUGCUCCUGGGUCUGGGGCUUUGCACACUAGUAUGUUACUAGAGGGGUGUUCAUUAGUUCUGGGCUGCUGGCACUGCUAUUAUUGAUACUUGGGGCAUUGAUAUGAUUGAUGUUACUAGCAUCACUAUAUUUAGGUUAAAGCACAUGGGAGUAUGUGUCAAGGAAAAAAGAUGUUCCAAAAAAAUAAGAUGAACCUUGUAUCCCAAGCACCCAACAUUUCAUAGAGGUUCCAGUUUGAACCAGGUUUGGUUCUAGGUCAGAUUUCAAAAGCAGAAUGGUCCUUUCAUUUUCAAAACUGGUUAGGAUGUGGCUCAGGAAGGCAGAUUUACACCACCUGGGCACAAAAGUGUCGCGAAGGGAGAUCUUCUCCCGGCUGCAGAACCACCGAAGUGAAGUCAUAGCCUUGAAUUAGCCUCCACAUGAAAUCUGGAAUUGCAUCGUAACUCUAAUCCAUGCCAGGUCCUGAGCAUUCCCUGUUUGGCCUGCUCUUUAAAAAGAGCCAUAUCCUUAGCUGGUGUAAAUCUAAGCUUCGUAGAGAUUAGCGCAGUUGUGCCAAUUUGCACCAGCUGAAAUUCUGGCUUACAAUAUCUUAUUUUGAUCGUCAACAGCUAAGUUUAAAAAAAAAAAAAAAAAGGUAGAUAGAAGUAUUGACCUGCCCACUGUUGUCUCUCUGAAACAAAAACAAGAAUGUGAAAAAUAUCCAUUCCUUCUCUUAUGCUGUGAUUUCCUUUGGGCUGUCAAUCAAGCACUGUAACAGAAAGAACCAUGCUAUGAAAUGAUAAUAUUCUGUUACUUGCCUUGUAAGCUGUCAGUUUUGGGUGUACAUUUUUUUUAGAUUCAACUUCAUUGGGAGAACAUUUGUCUCCCCCACUUUGGAAUCACUUCUUCUCUAUUUGUAUUCAAAGCUGUAUUUAAUAUAAGCAAGUUUAAACAUGGUGUAUGGAGAUUUUAAAAUGUUAUUUUUAUUACCUAUAAAUAAUGUAUUUACAAAUAUUUCUGUAUUAAAAUGUUCUAAGAAAAGCA
Chelonia mydas (Green sea turtle) is the source of this 4976-nucleotide messenger RNA. RefSeq names its product zinc metalloproteinase-disintegrin-like NaMP. Bases 259 to 2733 code for a protein of 824 amino acids. Gene Ontology annotation, molecular function: metalloendopeptidase activity. The transcript is spliced from 26 exons. Gene Ontology annotation, biological process: proteolysis. The record is from RefSeq and is a predicted model, not a curated record. Gene Ontology annotation, cellular component: plasma membrane. Lineage: Eukaryota; Metazoa; Chordata; Testudines; Cheloniidae.